AUGGCAUACUCUGCUCCUUCCGUUCAGGGGGACUAUUCCAUGGCCACCUCUGAUGACCUUGCCUGGGACCUCAACGGAAUUCCCGAGAGGGGUCCCUCCUUUCAGCCGUGGCGCGCUUACUGGCCGCCCUCGCCGACCCAGGUGUUCUCGGACGAAGAGAAACAGGCCAAACCGUGGCUGACAUGGAAAAGAGAUGCCACCGUGCUCAAUGACAAGCCCUGGUAUCAGUGGGUCAACCUUUUUGAGGGUGAAGUUGACGAGCCUUGUCUGGGCAGAGGGAAAGGCGACCCCAACUGCCCUCACUGUCAAGGAAGCGGCUGCAAUGUCUGUUCUACUGUAGCUGAAGGCGGGUAG
Grosmannia clavigera kw1407 is the source of this 354-nucleotide messenger RNA. RefSeq lists its product as uncharacterized. The transcript has 2 exons. The record is from RefSeq and is a predicted model, not a curated record. The coding region runs from base 1 to 354 and encodes 117 amino acids. NCBI's taxonomy places the organism in Eukaryota, Fungi, Ascomycota, Sordariomycetes, Ophiostomatales, Ophiostomataceae.